AAAGUAGAUACUAUGUUUCAACAAAUAUGCUACUAGAGCUGCUAACGUUUGGAAAGCAUGACAGGAAACGACCACAAAGUUGUUCAAAUUUUUAGUAUUAAUGUUGAAAGUGAUCGCGAUUAUCAAAGAUAUGCCUCUCGACGAAAGUCGUCAGUGGUCCGAGAAAUAUCGGACCGAAUUCACUCAGUACUGAACCGAGAAGAAGAUUACGUUGACCAGUCAAUUAAUGGGGUGUUUCGGUUCAAGAAUCAGCUAGACGUCAAAGAUGUCAUCCCUAGCAACGGUCAGUCCUCAGUGGAGGCACACCAUUAUCAGAGAAGAGGGAGUUCUGUUUUAAUUGAUCAAAACGAUACAUUACCAGGAAAAGACGACCAAAAAGCUAAAGAAUUCAGAAAAUGGUUCGUGUUUGUGAGCAGUUUUGUAAAUAUGUUUAUAACGGGUGGAUUUCCUUUCAAUAUGUCUGUUCUAUUUGUGGAGUUCUUGCAAGCCUUUGGAAGAACCAAGGCGGAGACGUCCUUGGUUCAGUCCGUUUGUACCGGAACUUUUUUUAUUGGAGGUUUGGUUACUGGAACCUUAGUUUCCAGAUUUGGAACAAGAAUCUGUGGAUGUUGUGGAGCUUUGCUGUCAGCUGUCGGAAUAGGAGUCUGUUUUGUAGCCCCUAAUUUAGAAUUUUUAAUCAUCUUCAUAGGAGUAAUGGCAGGUGCUGGAUUUUCUCUAAACGUGAUUUGUGCAUCAACGAGUAUAUCUCAAAACUUUUCUCAAAAGGAAAAGGUUAUGUUUCUGGCAAUAAUUUCUAUGGGAUCAGGCAUUGGUGCACUGAGCUUUCCGUUGCUUCUCCAGUAUUUUACACAUAUGUUUGGAUGGAGAGGAUGUCUUUUGAUCGUUUCUGGAAUUGUUUUGAACCAGUUGGCUUGCGGGCUUAUGUCCGGCCCAUCCUCCAGCAUAAAAACAUCUAAGAGUUCAGCAGAUUCUCAGGUUGACCUUGACGUUGAAAACGAGAACAAGGGAUCGCAAUGUAUCUGCCUUUAUAGAUUUCAAACAUUAGCAAAGAACAAGGUGUUCCUAGCAUACUGUCUUUCCUUAGCAUUUGUGUUGACGUCGUUUAAUGCAUUUUUGAUUUUCUUCGUAGACUAUUUUGAACAGAAAGGUUUCGAUAGAACCUCUGUAGUAUGGCUAUAUUCUGGGAUGAACAUCAUAAGUUCACUCUUCCGUUUUAUUCCUGGGUUAAUGGCCCAGAGCCCAACACUUCCAAAACUAGCCAUACCAGCAAUAUUUUCAGCAUGUGGGUCUGUCGCGCUUGCCAUUCUUCCUCUGAUGGAUACUUAUGUACUGAACGCCAUUGUUGUUGCGUGUUACGGCGCAGCACUUGGAGGAGUGGUGACGGUGAUAUCAAUUACGACUUUACAUCUCGUUGGUGACGAGAAUUACCCGACUGGAUACGGAAUGGUUCUAGCUGUUAACGGUAUCGCUAACACCAUUGGUGCUCCAGUGUCAGGGUAUUUUCGAGACAUCUCUGGGUCUUACAACUACGGAAUAUUGUCGGGUGCUGGAAGUUCCUUCUUGGCUAGCAUAAUAUUCACCUUGGCCGCAAUAUACCAUAAGCGGCAUGGCGUUGAUCCCAUGUCCAAAUUCAACAUGGAGAUAGACGUCCAGGCGCGCCGGAAAUCACGACGACGAUCCAGUAUCCUACCCUGGAGGAGAAGUGUUGACUUUGGAUUUGCUUUGUGAACACAAGAAAGGAUGCAAAGGGUUUAAGGUUCAUCGAUACGAUGAUAAGAGAGAUAACACUUAAUGGCAUAAAUUCUCUAAUUCCUUUAUAAAUCUGUCAAGUUUCUUUUUUUAUCCGUUUUGUUCAGCAAGCUAUGCUAUAAUUGUUAGUAAUUUACUUAUCAAAUACAGGUACAUCUAUUAAUAAUUUGGAAAAUCAUAAGAGGUGAAAGAAACAUUUUAUAUGAGUGAGCAGAUGGUUUACAUGUAUAUGUAGUUUAAAUCGGGAAAGGUGAAGCUGAAAAGAGAAAUAAAUUCUGCAAAGCGAAAAUUGUAUUAGCUAAUAAUAGUGUAAAUUCUUCUCAGGUAUUGAUAUUUUGGUAUACAUAUUCAUGUGUAGAAUCAACAGACAUUUUGCAUCCAUGAGUGAAAUAAAUAAAUAAGUAAUCAAGCACGAUACAUUAAUAAUUAAUAGAACAUAGUCUCAAAUGAUACAUAG
This is a messenger RNA of Saccostrea cuccullata (small rock oyster), 2206 nucleotides long. RefSeq names its product monocarboxylate transporter 13-like. Gene Ontology annotation, biological process: transmembrane transport. Gene Ontology annotation, cellular component: membrane. Bases 58 to 1728 code for a protein of 556 amino acids. Gene Ontology annotation, molecular function: monocarboxylic acid transmembrane transporter activity. NCBI's taxonomy places the organism in Eukaryota, Metazoa, Mollusca, Bivalvia, Ostreida, Ostreidae. The record is from RefSeq and is a predicted model, not a curated record. The transcript has 5 exons.